Molecule: messenger RNA, 2394 nt
Organism: Octopus sinensis (East Asian common octopus)
Lineage: Eukaryota; Metazoa; Mollusca; Cephalopoda; Octopoda; Octopodidae
Product: EH domain-binding protein 1
Exons: 10
Coding region: 355-870 (171 amino acids)
Source: RefSeq, a predicted model, not a curated record
UGUGAAUUAAAUAAGGAGCUGGAGAGGCAGGUACAUUUCCGGCAACAAGCGCAUCGCCUUAUUGCCGAGGUGAGGGCCGACCUGGAGAAGCAGAGCGGAUAUAUAUCUGUAGAGAAAGAUCUUGACAACAACACAAAGUUCCAACCCUUGAAACUAAAAAGGUUAUCAUUAACCAAACCCAACAUCAACUUGAGCCCCAUCUCGUCGCCUGGGCCCACAGAUACCAGAGAAGAUGUGCCCACCCCUACGCCUCCUCCACAUGACGAAGAUGAAAUCUUUGACACCCAAAACAGUUUACUCAAAGUUCCAGGUUUAUCAGAAGAUGGUUUAACAGAUUCAGUGACCUUCUGGGACAUGUUAUCGACAUCUUCACAAGAGGAACUGAAAGACACCAACCAAUAUGUAAAGAGUGAAACCGAAGCGCUGGAGCGUGAACAGACGCAGAUCGAUGAGCGUGCCGCGAGCCUGGAGAUGGAGCUACGGACGGUCAUGAAGAAAGGCAACAAUCGGUCCAAGGAAGAGCAACUGAUGCAAGAAUGGUUUCUUCUGGUCAACAAGAGAAACGCUUUGAUUCGGAGACAGAUGCAACUCAACAUUCUAGAGAAAGAGGAUGACUUAGAAAGGAAGUUCCAAUUAUUGACACGAGAGAUACGGAACAUUAUGGACAUUGACGACUGGCAAAAGACGGAAGCACAGAAGAAGCGAGAGAAACUGCUCCUGGACAAGCUGGUUGCCGUGGUGAACAAGAGAGACGAGUUAGUGCAGCAUCUGGACACACAGGAGAAAGCUAUUGCCGAGGACGAGGAACUUGACUUGAAGAUCAGUGAGGGCAACCUGCUUCGCAAGGAGAAGAUUUGCAGUGUGCAGUGAUCCUGAGCCAACGUAAUCCCUCCAAACUCACAGCAGCACAUCAUACAAGGGUCCUGAACAAGCUGUGGACCUUAAACUUUCAGCAUCACGUCUUUCAAUGAACCUUUUAAAAGGACUCUGUGUGUGUUUUUUUACACACAAACUUACCAAGGGAGAGAGAAUCCUUUAGGGUCACUGUGGAUAUUUUGAAACCCCUAAAACUGCAUGAUGCAGUGAUCCCUUUAAGGGAAACCUCGGACCUUAAACCUUCAGCAUAACAUACAGCGAAUUAUUGUGGCUUGCGGACCCCUACCCUAACACCCCAGUAUUACAAGGUACACUAAAUUCUCAAAGGUUUGCCAACCUUAACCCCCUGCUCCCCAUCGACUCCAGCAUGACAUGGUACCCUGAAUUUUUGAGGGGCCUGCCACCCUUAACCCACUAACUCUCCCUUAACUGCCUAACUCUUCCUCAACUGCCUAACUCUCCCUUAACCCCUAACUCCCCUUAACCCCCCCCCAACUCCCCACUCAAAUCCAGCAUCACAUGAUACAGUGAAUUUUUUCCAGGGUAUGUUGACCUUAACUUUUCCCUAGCUUCACUCCAGCAUUACAGGUUAACUGAAUAUUUAAGGGUCUGACACCCACCUCCACCCCAGCCUCACAUGUUACAGUGGACAUUUAAGGGCCUGUUAACCUUAAGGCCCUUUCCUUCUCCUCCCCAACUCUAACAACACAUGGUACAAUGAACUUUUAAAGGGUCUGUUGACUUAAUCCCUCCUCUCCCCUACUUCACUCCAACACCUCAUGAUACAGUGAAUUUCUGAAGGGUCUGCCAAACCUAAACCUCAAACCUUUCACCCCAGCAUCACAUGGCACUGUAAACUUGAACCUUUUCUAUGUACUUUGCUGUACUUUAACUGUACUUUACACACAAGCGCCCAUCAGGGUUCUUCAGAGACCCUGUGGACUUGAAAACUCAGUACUGCCCUUCCCUAACACUCUGUAGUUUAGGGAUCAGGUCUGAAUGAAACCCUCAACCUCCCUAUGUCACCCAACUCAACUUCCUUAAUCAAUGGACAUAAUGUAAGGGGGCUGCUUGGUUGAUUUGGACCCUACCCUUCUCACUACAACGAUCUGAAUGAAUCCCUUGUAACCCCUGAUUAACUAAAUAUUAGUUAGGGGUUACUAAGCUUCUGACUAAACACCGUACAGGAAUAUCCUUAAAAAAACUCGCCACUCUAGACCCCUUAAUUCAUUAAAGCCCACCCCAAAAAUCCACAUUGUACAGAAACUUUAAGGGACCUUUUGUACCUGAAUAUAAAAUUUAAAAAAAAGCUGGUUGUAAGGGAUUCCGUAUGUAUUGAAACUAUUAACAGAAGCCCCUAAAUCAGAAAGGGACCUUUUAAGAGGCCCUUGUUCUUAUUCUCUUCCUUUGAAAUCCCAGAUUUGCUUUGUAUUGUAAGAUAGAGGGAGCUGUUUAUAUUUGUACCUUAAUGUUUUGAAAGAAAGGGAAAAAAAAAGGAACAGAUGAAAUGGGAUCCCC